AUGACAAAAGACAUUCCAAUAAUAGAUUUUCAUUUGUACAAACAAGAUUUAAAAGAAUUUUCUGAAAAUAUUAAAAAAGCAAUUGAAAAUAUUGGUUUUUUUUACUUGAAAAAUCAUGGAAUUACUCUACAAGAAAUUUCAGAGAUGUUUGAAAAUUCAGAAAAAUUUUUUAAAUUGCCAUCAGAAGUUAAAAGUCUAUACAAUCAAAAAAACAAUUUUGGAUAUUCUUCUUUUAAACAUGAAAUUCUUGAUCCAAAUAAACAAACUUUGAAUGAUGGAAUAUUAACACAAGAAUUGCCUAAUAUCUUUAUGGAAAAUUUGGAAAAAAUUUAUAAAUUUGAAAAAAAAUGUCACAAUCUAUGUAUGAAUAUAUUGGAGGGACUUGCAAUCUCAUUAGAAAUACCUGAAUCAGAAGGCGGAAGAUUUUGGUUUAAAAGUAGACAUAGAUAUGAAAAGAAAUCAGGAAGUGUUUUAAGAGCGUUACAUUAUCCACCAUCAACUUUCUUCACCGAAAAUAUCAAAGAAAAAGAUACUAGAGCUGGAAGUCAUUCAGAUUAUGGAUCUUUAACACUGCUAUUUCAAAAAGAUGUUGGUGGUUUAGAAAUAUAUUUGAGUGAUAGUAAUGACAAUAGUGGUGAUGGAGAUAAUGGAGAAGAAGAAUCCAAGUGGAUUUCAGCUCCAAUUAUACCAGGAUGUAUAAUAAUUAAUAUUGGAGAUUUAAUGAACUUUUGGACAAAAGGUUUAUUAAAAUCUACAAAACAUCGUGUAGUAUUUAAAAACAAUACAAUGAAUACGGAUAGAUAUAGCAUCGCCUAUUUCCUUCAUCCUGAAGAUGAUACUCAUUUAGAUCCAAUUCCGAGUAGAUUUAUUGAUAAUUCCACUAUUUCUAAUACCGAUAAUGUUGAAGGAGGGAAGAGUGAAAGAGUGGGAAAUGAUAGUAGUAAGAAAAUGACAGCUGGAGACUAUUUAAAAUAUAAAUUAGAUAUGACUCAUUUUACUUAUUAA
This is a messenger RNA of Entrophospora sp. SA101, 1005 nucleotides long. NCBI's taxonomy places the organism in Eukaryota, Fungi, Glomeromycota, Glomeromycetes, Entrophosporales, Entrophosporaceae. The record is from the annotation of a GenBank genome assembly.